GGUACGCUUACUCCAAAGUCUCCCGACACGAAUUGCAAGCAUACACCGUCCGAGUUCGCUCUGCCAGAAUGGCAGACGCCCAGGACGCUAAUGCAGAGCAUGAACCGCAGCCAUCGUCGUCGACCGCGAGCAUACCGGGCGUGGUGCGGGCUUUCCUUCGCGGCGACCUGUCGCGGGUUGACAAGCGGUUGCCUGAGUGGAUGGAGGUGCUGAGCGGUGUGGGCGCUGGAGAGUGCUGGCACAAGAAGAGCAGCUUCAAGGCGCACCUGUUUGAGGUGUACAAGCUGUGCAAGAUAUGGGGUCAGGACGACGACGUGUGCAAGUGCGCGCUGUUCCACAGCGCCUACAGCAACAGCUACGUCAACCUGGCCAUAUUCCAGGAGGGCGCAGACCGCGGGCGGCUGAAGGAGCUGCUGGGCCCCUCCGCUGAGGAGCUCAUCCACACCUUCUGUGUCGUACCACGACACAACCUCGUGUACGACGACGUACUGGCGGCGGCGCCGUCCGCGUCCGACAUGGCAGCUAUGGUGGCGGCGGCGGCCGAGGCGGCCGAGAAGGCGGCUGGCGGGGACAGCGCCGCAGCGGCGGCGGCGGCGGCUGCAGCGACGGAACCUCUGCGGCGGGUGGUGCCGGCUGAGGGCAUCACGGUGAAGCACAUCAAGACCGGCGAGCCGUUGUUGGUGCCGCGCAAGACCAUUGCGCAAUUCCUGGCCAUGACCAUCGCCGACUUUGCCGAGCAGCUGUUCUCCUGGCAGGACGCCAUGUUUGAGAACGAGGGCGACGGGAGGCUGCUGUACGCGGGCGGCAACGCGCGCAGCCUGUGGCCGGGGCCCUGCAAGCCCGGGCUGUGGCACAGCGCCCUCAGCCGCAUGGCGCUCAUGCUGCGGCACGGCCUCACCGACGGCAGCGGACAGCCGCUGGUGCCGCUGCCGCCCGUGUUCGAGCGCUGCACACAGGUGCUGACGGAGGCAGACCAGUUGGCCGCACGUGACGCCUACUGGCGGGCCGUGUGCGACCACACAGAGCCCCACCAGCACGACGAGGCGGCGCGGCUGCUGCGGGCGGCGGUGGACCACAACCCACACAUCGCAGAGCCGCACGUGCUGCUGGCUCAGAUCCACGCGCAGCGGCAGCAGUGGGCGGAGGCGGAGCGGCACGCGGCGCGGGCUCUGCGGCUGUUCUGUGACUGGGGCACUGCCUGGGACAAGCGCAUGCCCUGGGAGGCCUGGGUGGCCAUGACCAGGGUGCUGCUGCACAACGCCGGCCGCCGCACCUGGCCCGACCGGCCCUUCGGCAUGCUCAACCUGGGACUGGUGCCCGACCUGGACCUGACCUACCACGUGUAGCUAGGGGCCUAGCUAAGGGGGGCGGGAGGAGCGGGUGAGAGUGGGAGUGUGAGGGAGUUGACGGGGAGGGCGUGGAGUGGGAGAGCGCGUGAGAGUGAGGGAGUUGAAGGGGAAGGUGUGGAGUGGGAGAGGGAGGUGAGAUGUGUGAGGGGGUGUGCGCGUGUGAGGACAGGAGUGGAGAUGUGGGGAAAGCUGGGUAGAGCUGCGCCGCGCGCCCCAAGGACCGAGUGCGGUUUAGCGACAAAGUUUGCUGGCGUCGCACGGUAAAGCUGGCGCUGGAGUGUGAACAUUGUAUGCAGAUACAAAGGGGAGGCGGUAAGCUGACAGGAGAGGCGGGCACAACUGGCGAGUGAGUAACUGCCUGGCAGGGGACAGAAGUGGAGGUAUGGGGAAAGCUAGGCUGCAGGAUGCCCACAUUAGACAGUCACACCGGUGCGGGGGGGACGUCAUGCGACUGUCGCCUCGGCUGGCGGAGCGUGUGGUGCUGAGAGACGGGGGCCAUCGCCCGCCGUGUGUAAGUGUAUCUGUGU
Chlamydomonas reinhardtii is the source of this 1876-nucleotide messenger RNA. RefSeq lists its product as uncharacterized. Lineage: Eukaryota; Viridiplantae; Chlorophyta; Chlorophyceae; Chlamydomonadales; Chlamydomonadaceae. The transcript is spliced from 9 exons. Gene Ontology annotation, molecular function: protein binding. The coding region runs from base 69 to 1346 and encodes 425 amino acids. The record is from RefSeq and is a predicted model, not a curated record.